Elaeis guineensis (African oil palm) is the source of this 1492-nucleotide messenger RNA. RefSeq names its product protein ELC-like. Gene Ontology annotation, molecular function: ubiquitin binding. Lineage: Eukaryota; Viridiplantae; Streptophyta; Magnoliopsida; Arecales; Arecaceae. The record is from RefSeq and is a predicted model, not a curated record. Gene Ontology annotation, cellular component: ESCRT I complex. Gene Ontology annotation, biological process: endosome to lysosome transport; protein modification process; protein transport.
ACCGGCCUCCAUGCAGCAAAUAGCGAACACCUUUUCUCGGUAAACCGCAGAUUGCAACACGCGUAGCGUAAGUUGGUUUGUUGUUGACUUUUUUGAAGCCGAUCGCGAAUUAUCUCUACGAAGUCUAACCCGGCGAUGGAAUUCUAGAAGAAUGAGAAGGGGUCGAGAAGACACGCGAAAUAGAGCCAAGGAUUAAACGCAACCACCGCAGGCACGACCACCACCAAAAGCACCGGUGGCGCAACCACCGCGAGUCUCGGCCAUGGCGGACGCGAGGCAAGUGCACCAGUACCUGACCGCCGCCCUCUCGCACCGCGGCCCGGGGGCGCUGCCCUACGCAGAGGAUGACCGGUGGCUGAUCCGCCACCACCUGGCCUCCCUCUCCGAGACCUUCCCCUCCCUCCGCCCCUCCACCGCCGCCUUCACCUACAACGACGGCCGCACCGCCACCCUCCUCCACGCCGAGGGUAUCAUCCCCGCCACCCCCGGCCGCCACCUCCCGGCCUCCAUCUGGCUUCUCGAGGCCUACCCCCACGUCCCUCCCGCCGUCUUCCUCCGCCCCGCCCGCGGCACGCUUAUAAAGCCCGGCCACCCCCACGUUGACCUCUCCGGCGCCGUCGACGCCCCCUACCUGCGCUCCUGGCGCUUCCCCAAAUCCAACCUCGCCGACCUCGUCCACUCCCUCUCCCCCCUCUUCAGCCUCGAAUCCCCCCUCUACACCGGCACCGACCCCAAGAAGGAGCCGGCGGAGAUGAAAUGGAUCUUGGAGAAGGUGCAGCGCGACCUCGCCGGCCUGGGGAGGAGGCGGGAGGCGGAGAUGGAGGGAAUUCUUGGAGUCCAGGCGGAGUUGAAGCGAAGGAGAGAAGCGAUCGUCCAUGGAAUGAGAGAAUUGGAGGAAGAGAGGGAGAAUUUGGAACAAGAACUUCAGAUCAUUCUAACGAACACCGAUGUAAUGGAGAGUUGGGUGCGGGAGACCAAGGGAAAGAACGGGAGGAGAAGGAAGGCCAGGGAAGUUAGCGUGGAUGAUGUAUUUGGGCCGUCUGAUGUGUAUUCGAGGCAGAUGAUGGAGUGCACAGCGGCGGACCGGGCGCUGGAGGACACCAUCUAUGCUUUGGACAGGGCAGUGACCGAGGAGUGUGUGGCUGUUGAUGUGUACUUGAAGAACGUAAGGGCGCUGUCGAGGGAGCAGUUCUUCCACCGGAGCAUGGCAGUUAAGGUUCGAAGCAUGGCAGGGAAGAUACCGCAUUGUGCUACAUAGAAAGUAGGAAAAUUUCCCCUGUUGAGGUUAUUUGUUUGUGUUAUAGAAGAAAUUGGUUGGGUUUUUUCCGCUUUGUUUAUGAUUUGAAGAGAAUAUGGAUUAGGAUUACAGGAUAAUUUCUAUUAGCAUGUUCGUUCUGUAGAUAACUUCUGUGCAGAGAAUUCCCCCGAUGUUCUUUUUGUUGAUACUUGUACAAUGAGGAAUGUUGGUAUCUUUUGGUUGAGCCAUCAGGAA